ACUGUCAAGCAAUAAACAACUUGAGCAAAGUGAAAGUGUGGCAGUGCAAACAAUUGUGAAAUGUUCUUAAAAGUAAUUGUGCUGGUUGCACUGGGUGUGCUGUUGCAACAGAGUGGAUGCGCAAAAGCGCAAAUUCGAAAGAAUGUCGUCUGUUAUCACGGCACUUGGGCCACAUAUCGGCAAUCAAGUGGCAAAUUCGACGUGAAUACCAUUGAUCCCUUCUUGUGUACACAUCUUAUGUAUGCUUUCUUUGGGAUUGAGGAGAGUGGGGAUUUGCGCAUUAUCGAUCCGUAUUUGGAUUUGGAGGACAACGGCGGACGUGGCAAUAUACGUAAAUUCAAUGCACUCAAGCUACAAAAUCCCACACUGAAAACAUUGGCGGCGAUCGGAGGUUGGAAUGAGGGUUCAGCGAAUUUCUCGAUCGUGGCGAAUGAUCCAGAACGGCGUAAGCGAUUUGUGCGCUCGGUAGUGCAUUUUGUACAACGACAUAGUUUCGAUGGUGUCGAUUUGGAUUGGGAAUAUCCGAAUCAGCGACACAAUUUGAACUACGACGAUAAGACUAACUUUAUAACGCUGCUGCGCGAACUGAAAGAGGGCUUGGCCCCCUAUGAAUAUUUGCUCACUGCCGCUGUAGGCUCCUCAGCCGCAUCUGCUUCGAAGUCGUAUAAUAUAACGGAGAUCUCAAAGUACUUAGAUCUUAUCAAUGUGAUGGCAUACGAUUUGCAUGGUCCAUGGGAUCCGGUCACUGGCAAUAAUGCGCCGCUCUUUGCAGGACCCAACGAUAUUACCGAGAAGAAUAAGCAACUGAACUUGGAUGCCAUAAUGAAAUAUUGGCUAAGCGAAGGUGCGCCACGCGAGAAACUAGUGGUUGGUGUACCAUUCUACGGACGCUCCUUUACGCUCUCCGAUGCGGAGCAACACACUGUCGGUGCACCACAUUUGGGACGUGGCCUUGCCGGCCAAUACUCCAUCGAACCGGGCUCAAUAGGCUACAACGAGCUCUGCGAACUCAUGCAAACCCAACCUUGGAAGGAGGAGUGGGAUGAGGCGCAAAUGACACCGUACGCAUAUAUGGGACAACAGUGGGUGGGCUUUGAGAAUCCGCGCAGCAUUGGCCUGAAAGCGCAAUAUGUGAGGGAUAACGAUUUGGCCGGCGUGAUGUUGUGGUCAUUGGAAUCUGACGAUUUCCGUGGCACUUGUGGUGGCGAGAAAUAUCCGCUCCUGCAAACUAUCAAUCGUAUACUCUUCGAUGGUCACACCGCAACGGGUCUAACGCAAGCAGUGCUGAAUUCGGUGGCAGAAACCAUACAACGACCUGCGGCGGCGGGUGUUGUGGCGUCGUCCGCUGUGGGCGGACAACAGCAGCAGCAACAACAGCCGAUAGUGCCGGAUCCGCGUGGCAAUGGCGAGUGUGGCAGCGAGGUUGAAGGUUAUUUGCGUGAUACGCACGAUUGUGGCAAGUUCUACUAUUGCCAGCGCGGUGUCAGCUACACAUUUAAUUGUCCGCAAGGCUUGCAAUUCGAUUUAACAACAGGCAACUGCAACUACGCGCAAUUGGUGCAAUGUAAGGGGACUUGAGAACCGAUAAUAGAAUCGAAAUUAUUAUUACACUAGUUGCCUAUAGUAGGUGUCGUGUAACGGGAAUAUGUGUUGUAUACGAAAAUAAACUUAAGAUGUGUUAUUUGAAUAAAUAAAAGGGCAUAGAUAUAU
Messenger RNA from Bactrocera tryoni, 1710 nucleotides. Its product is annotated as chitinase-3-like protein 1. Lineage: Eukaryota; Metazoa; Arthropoda; Insecta; Diptera; Tephritidae. The record is from RefSeq and is a predicted model, not a curated record. Bases 61 to 1578 code for a protein of 505 amino acids. The transcript has 4 exons. Gene Ontology annotation, cellular component: extracellular region. Gene Ontology annotation, molecular function: chitinase activity; chitin binding. Gene Ontology annotation, biological process: carbohydrate metabolic process; chitin catabolic process.